CGUCUUUCCCAGCAGCUUGACGGAGGCACGUGGCAGAUGCAGGCUCACCAUCCUGGCCUGCCGGCGCUGGAUAAGCGCUCUCUCUUGGGAGCUUGGGGCAGCGACGGCGGCGGCGGCGACGGCGGCGUGGUUAUCGCUCGCGGACACUCGCUCUCGUCCCCGGAGAGACCGCGUCUCGACAGCGCCGGCCGCUCCCAGGGACGCGCGGGACUCCCGCUGGCUGCGUCGAGCGAUGGUGCUCGCCCCCGGCAAGGCAGCGCGGAGGCAGAUGAGGACGACGGAGGCCUUCGUCACGACCAGGCCACGGUGGCAGCCCUCUCCGUUGCCUUCCCGCCGUCGACGUUCUCCACGCGUGGUCUCUCGCGGCCCAGCACCCCGCCCUCCCCACUCCUGUGCAGAUAUCAUGGCUUGAUCGAGACGGCCAUAGAUCAGCAAAUGCUGUCCCCGCUGUGCCCGGAGUGGAUGAAAGGCACGCUGUCCCUCCUUCCCGUUCCACUGAGGCUCUGCUGGAAGGACAAUCUGCACGACCUCACAAAGGAGGUGUGCGACGAGUACGAGCGCGCCAUGAAGAAGGCUGUCCUCGACUACGUCCUGCUGGACCGGCGCGAGCAGGCUCGCCUCGGACUCGCGGCGCUGCCCCCAAAGCCGUCCAACUCGGCUGGCAGAGAGCGCUUCCCGUGGCACGACGCCGUGGGCCGGGCACGCGACGCGCUGAGCGGCCGCCUCUACGCCACGCACCCCGUCAUGACGGCCGUCCUCGACAACUUCCAGCGCAGGUACGCCGAGUUCCGGCUGGUGGACGUGCCCGCGCUGCGGAACUCGAUGCCGCUGACGCUGCCGGCGCUGGAAGAGCACGUGCGCCGCUGCAGCCGGGACCGAGCGGCCGCCCUGCGCUGCUCGUGGCUUGUGGAGAGCCGCGACAGCGUGAGCCGCACCCGCGACGCCGUCGAGGCCUGGAUGCCGCAGGACGACGAGGUGCUGAGGACGAGGAGGAUGGACCACCUCUUCGGCAGCGUCGCGACGCUCAUGUCCAACCUGCUGCGCUCCAUUGUCACCGAGUCGCUCCGCGAUCUCGUGGCCGUGUUCGAGGAGCUGUCGGCCGGCAACGACUACGGCGAGGAGUACCCGCGCGGCGAGCUGGGCCUGCCCACCAAGCCGCUGCCCAUCAUUCUGUUCAUGGAGCCGGUGGAAGCGGAGGGCCCGUUGGCAUUGGGGGGCUCUGCAGCUGGCGAGGGGCCCCCCCUGCCGGGGGUGACGUUUGGCCCGUCGCUGGCCGAGGUGGCGGCCACCCUGGAGCGCUUGGUGGAGCACGUCGUGACGAGCGUGCAGGCCAUGCCGCGUCUCGAGCACCAGCUCUUCCAGGCCACGGACGCACAGGAGGUGAAAUUCAUCGGCGCCGUUCAGAUUCACGAUGAAAUUGUCGUCAGGGCCAAAGCACGAAUCCGAGUUGUUCUGGAAAACAACAGCCCCGGGCCCUCACGGUACCGCUCCGUGUACGGCCGCUUCGCGUACCUGCUGAACGGCGGCGCGGAGGCCCGGGCUCAGGCCCUCACGAGCCGCGAGCCGCCCAACCUGGGCGCGUCGGCGCGCGAGAUCGAGCGCCUGCGCGCGCUGGCAGGUGCCGCCUCGUCGCUGCCCACCGCCGUGCCCCUGCGCCUCUUCCUGCUCGACUGCUCCGCGCUCAACCAGUGGCUGACGGAGCGUGCGCGGAAGCUGGCGGCGGUCAUCGGCGGCCACGCGGCCUCCGCCUCGGAGAGGUUCAACCGCGAGGUGUGCGCGCGGUACGAGGCGGUGGUGGAGCGCGCCACGGGCCUGGCGGAGAGCACCUACGGCCUGGUGCAGCUGCAGGAGUACGUGGACAGCCUGCACACGGGCGAGCUGCAGCAUCUCAAGUUCCUCGCUCAUCUCGGUCAUUGUCUCCGUGUGAGAGUUAGAGAAUACUGUUUGGAGAGGUUAGAGACCGCAGCUGACAACCUCCUUUUCUUGAUGGACUACACGUACCUGUCAAAAGAGGACCUCAUCCUGAAUGGGAAUACCUUCUCGUGGCCCGUGCGAAUCCUGCCAAUUAUUCGCAACAGCGAGCUGCGGCUGCAGAAGCAGCACGAUGCGGCGGUGUCGGGGCUGGCGCAGCGGCGAGCGGAGCUGGAGCGGCGAAUCGCCGCCGUGGCGAGCGCCGUGCGGGACUUCGCGCGCAGGGACCGCGUCGCCGAAGCCGCCGCGCACCUCGCCCGGCUCGACGACGUGGGGCGCCAGGUCCGGGAGCUGCUGGAGGAGAAGUCGCUGAUCAACCGCGAGGAGGAGCUGCUGGGCACGGGCACCGGGAGCUCCUACCCGCAGAUCCUGGAGCUGCAGCAGGCGAAGGAGCCCUAUGAGCGGCUGUGGCGCGCCGCCGUGGCCCUGCAGAGCCUCGCCGACAGCUGCCUCGGCGGCCCCAUCCACCUCGUCAACGCCGAGCAGGUGGCCGACGAGGUGCAGACGCUGUGGAAGACGAGUUACAGGCUCACGAAGGUGUUCAAUCACCCCGAGAUGCACGGCCCCAUGCGAGUGGCCACCGCCAUCAAGGCGAGGCUGGAGAAGUUCAAGAUCAACAUGCCCCUCAUCACCGUCCUGUGCACGCCCGGCAUCAAGCAGCGCCACUGGGAGAUGAUGAGCGUCAAGGCGGGUGUGCCUUUGCCGGCGCGCGAGGAGACCUGCCUGCAGGAGGUGCUUUCCCUGGGCCUGGAGCGGCAGCUGGAGGCCCUGGCCUCCGUCAGCAACCUGGCGAGGAAGGAGCACACGCUGGAGGAGGCCCUCGCCAAGAUGGGCCGCGACUGGGAGCCCGUGCGCCUCACCCUGGUCCCCUACAAGGACACGGGCACCACCAUCCUCGCCUCCGUCGACGACGUACAGGUGUUGCUGGAUGAUCACAUGGUGAAGACGACGACAAUCAAAGGAUCCCCGUUCAUCGCUCCAUUUGAGAAGGAACUGACUGCUUGGGAGGCCAAGCUGCGGCUGCUGAAUGACAUCCUGGAGUCCUGGCUGAGGGUGCAGGCGGCCUGGCUCUACCUGGAGCCCAUCUUCGGCUCGGCCGACAUUCGCAGUCAAAUCCCCGUCGAGGGCAAGAUGUUCGAGACGGUCGACGCCAACUGGCAGAACAUCAUGGGGCUUGCCAAGGCGGAUACGAGGGUCAUGGCUGUGGUGGCUCAGGAAGGGGUUCUGGACAAGCUGAGGGAGGCCGAGUCUCUGCUGGAGGACAUACAGAAGGGCCUCAACCACUACCUAGAGACCAAGCGACUCUUCUUUCCCAGGUUCUUUUUCCUGUCCAACGACGAGCUGCUGGAGAUCCUCUCGGAGACGAGGGAGCCCCAGCGCGUGCAGCCUCACCUCAAGAAGUGUUUCGAGGGCAUCGCGUGUCUCACCUUCAACGCCGACAAGGAGAUCACGCACAUGGAGUCGGCUGAGGGCGAGAGGGUGGCGCUGGUGGAGAGGAUCGUCCCUGCGGAUGCGCGGGGUCUGGUUGAGAAGUGGCUCCUCCAGGUGGAGCGGGCCAUGAAGGCCUCGCUGCAGGAGGUGAUGGCCCAGGCAGUGGCCGCGUAUCCCGUGUCCCCACGAGCCCAGUGGGUGCUGAGCUGGCCCGGCCAGGUGGUGCUGGCGGGAAGCUGCAUCCACUGGACCUCCGAUGUCUCCAAGGCCAUGGAGCAGCCCGGGGGCCUGCUCGCCUAUCUGGAGCAGAGCGGCAGGCAAAUCGAGGAGGUGGUGGGGAUGGUGCGUGGGAAGCUCUCGAAGAUGGCUCGCAUCACGCUGGGAGCUCUGAUUACCGUCGACGUGCACGCCCGGGACGUGGUGGCGAGGCUGGCCGAGGCCGGUGUGCGCGGCACCGCCGAGUUCCCGUGGAUCGCUCAGCUGCGCUAUUACUGGGAGGUGGGGGGCACGCGCGUGUGCAUGGUGACCACCGGCGUGCCCUACGGAUACGAGUACCUGGGCAACACGGGCCGCCUCGUCAUCACCCCACUCACGGACCGCUGCUACCGGACACUCAUGGGAGCCUUGCUGCUGAACCUGGGUGGGGCGCCCGAAGGCCCAGCUGGAACGGGCAAGACAGAGACCUGCAAGGAUCUGGCUAAGGCCGUGGCUAAGCAGUGCGUCGUGUUCAACUGCUCCGACGGGCUGGACUACAGGGCCAUGGGCAAGUUCUUCAAGGGGCUGGCGCAGUGCGGAGCGUGGGCGUGCUUCGACGAGUUCAACCGCAUCGAGCUGGAGGUGCUGUCCGUGGUCGCCCAGCAAAUCCAGACGAUCCAGCGAGCGGUGGCCGAGCGGCUGCACAGCUUCGUGUUUGAGGGCACGGAGAUCGCGCUCGACUCGUCCUGCUCCAUAUUCAUCACGAUGAACCCCGGCUAUGCCGGCCGCGCCGAGCUCCCGGACAACCUGAAGGUUCUCUUCAGGACGGUGGCCAUGAUGGUGCCAGACUACACUCUCAUCGCUGAGAUCUCCCUCUUCUCCAUGGGCUUUGUCAACGCGCGCAGUCUUGCAGCCAAGGUGGUUGCCACCUACCGCCUGUGCUCAGAACAGCUGUCCUCCCAGCACCACUACGAUUACGGGAUGCGAGCUGUCAAGUCCGUUCUCACGGCGGCCGGGAAUCUGAAGCUGAAGUUCCCUGAGGAGAGCGAGGAGGUCUUGGUGUUGCGCUCCAUCACAGACGUCAAUCUGCCCAAGUUCCUCUCGCACGACAUCGCGCUCUUCAACAGCAUCAUCUCGGACCUCUUCCCUGGGGUGGAGCCCCCGACCCCCGACCACGGGGACCUGGAGGUGGCCAUCAGGGAUGUGAUUGCUCAGCAGCGCCUGGAGCCUGCGCCCUGGUUCAUCACCAAGAUCAUACAAGUUUAUGAGAUGAUGCUGGUGCGCCAUGGCUUCAUGCUGGUGGGAGGCCCUCUUGGAGGCAAGACGAGUGCCCUGAGGGCCUUGGCCGGAGCUCUUGGGGAACUGGAGCGGCGAGGCCUCAUGGGCGAGCGGCGCGUGGACUUCAUCAUCAUUAACCCCAAGGCCCUCAGCAUGGCUCAGCUGUACGGCAGCUUCGACCCCAUCUCUCACGAGUGGACGGAUGGCGUUCUGGCCACGGCUUUCCGGGCCCAUGCGAGCAGCGUCACGGGCGAGAGGAAGUGGUGCGUGUUCGACGGCCCCGUCGAUGCCGAGUGGAUCGAGAACAUGAACACGGUCCUCGACGACAACAAAAAGCUGUGCUUGAUGAGUGGAGAGAUCAUACAGAUGACACCGCACCAGAACAUGAUCUUUGAGGUGCUGGACUUGGAGCAGGCCUCACCAGCUACUGUCAGCAGGUGUGGAAUGAUCUACAUGGAGCCGACAGAUCUGGGCUGGCAGCCGCUCGUGCAGUCGUGGCUCAGAACUGAGCUCCCAGCGGCGCUGAGUCAGCAGCACAGAGCCACUGUGAAACUGCUGUUCGAGUGGCUGCUGCCUGUGUGCCUCGAGUACGGGGAGAAGCAGUGCAGAGCCGUGGUGAAGACCUCCUGCAUGCACGUGACGGCCUCCCUCCUCUCACUCUACUCGUGCUUGCUGGAGGACCUCAAGCUCCAGGAUGGGGAGUCCAGGACAGGCGAGGAGGAGGAGGAGGAGGAAGAAGAAGAGGAUGAAGUGGAGGAGCAGGGAGGUGCGAUGAAGGAACGCCGGAUGCCGGUGGGGCGGAGGGGAACUGCGGCGGCGGCGGCGGCAGCCCGUCUCGCCGAGCACCGCACCGCCCUCCUCACCGCCCACUUCCUCUUCGCCAUGGUGUGGGCCGUCGGCGGAGUCCUGGACCGGCCCUCCAAGGAGAGGUUCAGCGAGUUCUUCCGAAAGCUCUGCGAGCAGGACCCGAGGUACCCCUGCCCAGCGCAACUGAGGCUCCAGCGAGCGCUGCUCAUGCCCAAGACGUCAAACGUCUUCGGCUUCGUGUACCGGCAGCAGCAGGGCACCUCCUGGGCGUGGAGCCCGUGGAAGGAUCUGGUGCUGCCCUUCCACGUGGACGAUCAGCUCGAGCCAAGCGAGGUGCUGGUCGGCACGGCUGAGACGGCGCGAUUGGGCUUCUUCCUCGAGACGAUCCCACGCCGCGGUCGGCCGCUGCUGCUGGUGGGGCCGCCCGGCACGGGCAAGACGUGGGGCACGCGGGCCUUCCUGCGAGCCCUCCCCAGCGAGAGCCACGUGGCCUGCGAGCUGGCGUUCUCGGCGCACACGAGCGCCGUGCACACCCAGGACAGCAUCCUCGCUAAGCUGGAGAGACGCAAGAAAGACAUCUACGGUCCCCUGCUGGGCAAGAAGAUGAUCGUGUUUGUGGACGACCUGAACAUGCCUGCGAAGGGCCAGUAUGGAGCGCAGCCGCCCAUUGAGCUGCUGAGACAGUGGAUUGACCACGGCUACUGGUUCGACAGGCAAACAGGUGGAGAGGUGCAUCUGCAGGACACGGCGGUGGUAGCUGCCAUGGCCCCCGCGGGUGGCGGCCGCCACGAGGUCACGCCGCGCCUGCUCCGCCACUUCAACGUGCUCGCCAUCGACGCGUUCUCCGAGGACACCGUGAAGGGCAUCUUUCAGCCGAUCGCCGACUGGCAUUUCAGCCAGGGCUUCGAGACGUCGCUCAAGCGUUUUGCUCGCGUGUUGGUCUGGGCUACCACUGAAGUGUACACAGCAGCUGUGCAAAGCUUCCUGCCUACGCCGUCCAAGUCUCACUACAUAUUCAGCCUCAGAGACUUUGCCAGAGUGGUACAGGGCCUGAUGCUGGUGAAAGCCUCUUGCGUUCCUCUGGGUGACGACGGUGCCAGGAAAUUGAUGCGGUUGUGGGUCCACGAGGUGUGCCGCGUCUUCUCUGACCGUCUGGUUGACUCCUCUGACCAGCAGCUCUUCUUUUCCAUCAUUAAGAACGUGGUGCAGACUCAGUUCAAGGAGAAGAUGAGCAGCUUCUUCGCAAACCUGAUGAGAGGCCGAGAGCUGGGACACAGCGACAUGCGUGGCCUGUUCUUCGGAGACUUCAUGGGUGCCAAGUCGGUAGACGGCCGCAAGCGCGACUACGACGAGAUCGCCGACAUGGAGCAACUCAAUAAGGUGGUGGAGAAGUGUCUGCAGGAGUACAACGCAGCCAGCAAGGCCCCGAUGGACCUGGUGCUGUUCCAGUUCGCCAUCGAGCACGUGUCACGCAUCAGCCGCAUUCUGAACAUGCCCAACGGUCACGCCCUCCUCGUCGGGAUUGGCGGAAGCGGGCGGCAGUCGGCCACCAGGCUGGCGGCGUUCCUCGCCGAGCUCGAGCUGUCGCAGAUCUCCGGCCAGAAGUCGUACGCGGUGACCGAGUGGCGCGACGAUCUCAAGAGGCUGCUGCGGCGGGCAGGAGAGGAGGGCGUGCCCACCGUCUUCUUGCUCGCUGACCACCAGAUCAAGGAUGAAUCGUUUUUGGAAGAUGUCGGCAUGAUCUUGAACACUGGCGACAUUCCCAACCUCUUUGAAAGUGAUGAAAGGGUACACAUCAUCGAAAAGAUGCAGCAGCUGGCGCAGGCCGAGAACGCGCGGGAGGCGCGAUCCCCGCUGCUGGCUUACGCGAGCUUCGUGCGACGCGUGCGGCAGAACCUGCACGUGGUGCUCGCCUUCAGCCCCAUCGGGGACGCGUUCCGCGACCGUCUGCGCAGCUUCCCGUCACUCAUCAGCUGCUGCACCAUCGACUGGUUCCAGGCUUGGCCAGAAGAUGCUCUUGAGAAGGUGGCAAAUCAUUUUCUCGACGAUGUGGAAAUGUCCCAGGAGGUGCGGGAUGAGGCCGUGGUCAUGUGCAAGCACUUUCACCAAAGCGUGCGUGCCCUGUCAAAGAGAUUUUACGAGAGUCUCCAGCGCAGGACGUACGUCACCCCGACCUCCUACCUGGAGCUCAUCAAGACCUUCAAGAGCCUUCUGGAACGCAAGCGGCUGGAGCUGCUCACGCAGAAGAACCGCUACGUGGUGGGGCUGGAGAAACUCGACUUUGCUGCCUCUCAGAUCGCACUGAUGAAGCAGGAGCUCACAGAGCUGGAACCGCAGCUGAUUGAGAGGAGCAAGGAGACGGAGGAGCUGGUCAACAUCAUUGCCGAUGAGACUCUGGAGGUGGAAGCUGCCAAGGCGGUCGUGGAGUCCGAGGAGGCUACGGCCAAUGCGGCAGCACAGGCCGCUAAGGCCAUCAAGGAUGAGUGCCUGGAGAAGCUGAGCAUCGCGACGCCUGCCCUCAACGCCGCUAUCGCCGCGCUCGACACGCUCAAGUCGAGCGACAUCACGCUCGUGAAGACCAUGCAGAACCCGCCGUCCGGAGUGCGUCUCACCCUCGCCGCAAUCUGCGUUCUGAAGGGUAUAAAACCGGAGAAGAAGACUGAUGCAAAUGGCAAGAUGGUGGACGAUUACUGGCCGUCGUCCAAGAAAAUGCUGGGAGAUAUGAAGUUUUUGGAAUCCCUGAAGGAGUUCGACAAGGACAACAUCCCACCGAAAGUGAUCGCGCAGGUCCGCCGCGACUACAUCGGCAACCCCGAGUUCCAGCCGAACGUGAUCCGUAAUGUGUCUUCGGCGUGCGAGGGCCUCUGCAGUUGGGUUCGUGCCACCGAGGUCUACGACAAAGUGGCCAAGAUUGUGGCACCCAAGAGGGCGCGCCUGGUGGAGGCAGAGGCGGAGUUGGCGCUGCAGAUGGAGCAGCUUGAGGUGAAACGGGAGGAGCUGCGCGAGGUGAGCGCCAAGCUAGGUGCCCUGCAGGACCGCCUGGCACUUCGCCUCGCCGACAAACAACAGCUGGAGGACAGCAUCCAGCUCACGCGGUUGAAGCUGGUGCGUGCGGAGAAGCUGAUGAGUGGCCUGGGUGGGGAGAAAGAACGCUGGGCAGAGCUGGCAACCGUGCUGCACAACACCUACCAAAACAUUGUCGGCGAUGUACUCCUAAGCUCUGGGAUCGUGGCAUAUCUGGGGCCGUUCACCCCAGAGUUCAGACAGGAAAUCCUGCGUGAGUGGUACGCCAUGUGCAGAGAGAAGAGCAUCCCUGUCUCCCACGGUUUCUCACUGGCGGCCACACUGGGUGACCCCGUGCGCAUCAUGGAGUGGGAGCUGCACGGCCUGCCCAGGGACAUAUUUUCAGUGGAGAACGCGAUCAUCGUUACGUCGGCGCAGCGCUGGCCACUGAUGAUCGACCCACAGGUCCAAGCCAACAAGUGGAUCAAGAACAUGGAGAGGGCCAGCAAGCUGCACGUGUGCAAGCUCACCGACUCGGACUACGCCCGCACGCUCAGCAACUGCGUGCAGUUCGGUUACCCCGUGCUCCUGGAGAACGUCCCCGAGGAGCUGGAUCCGCUGCUGGACCCCAUCCUGCUGCGGCAGACCUUCCGGCAGGGCGGCGUGGAGUGCGUGCGGCUGGGCGACGCCGUGGUGCAGUACAGCGGCGACUUCCGCCUCUACAUGACCACGCGCCUGCGCAACCCGCACUUCUUGCCGCAGGUUUCCGUCAAGGUGACCCUGCUGAACUUCAUGAUCACACCCCGGGGGCUUGAGGACCAGCUGCUCAGCAUUGUGGCAGCAAGGGAAAAGCCGGAGCUGGAAGAGGCCAAAAAUCAACUCUACCUGGAAGGGGCCCACAACCGGAAACAGCUGAAAGAGCUGGAAGACCAGAUCUUGGAGGUGCUGUCUACGUCACAAGGCAACAUUCUGGAGGACGAGACGGCCAUUGCGAUCCUGUCAUCCAGCCGACAGCUGUCCAGCGAGAUUGCCGACAAGCAGGAGGUCACAGUGCGCACCGAGAAGCAGAUCGAUGAAACCCGAAAUGGAUACAAACCCGUGGCGUCACACUCCAGUGUCCUUUUCUUCGUCAUCUCCAACCUGGCGCAUGUGGACCCCAUGUACCAGUACUCGCUGGCAUGGUUCAUCGGGCAGUAUGUGCAGUCCAUCGCUUCCAGCCGGCCCUCCAGUGUCCUGCACGAACGCACCGAGGCCCUCAACAGUCACUUCACUUACAGCAUCUACACAAACGUGUGCCGCUCACUGUUCGAGAAGGACAAGCUGCUCUUCUCGUUCCUGCUGUGCGUGGGGCUGGCACGCAGCCGCGGCCGCGUGAGCGACGCCGACUGGCGCUUCCUGCUGACGGGCGGCGUGGCGCUGCCCAGUCCCUCCUCCAACCCUGCGCCGGCCUGGCUCGAGAACCGCUCGUGGGCAGAGCUGGCUCGCUGCUCUGACCUCCCCGGCUUCUCCGGACUUGCAGGACACUUCUGCGAGAACCUGGAUGAGUGGAAGACCAUUACCAACUCGCCUGCCCCCCAUGAGGCCCACCUACCGGAGCCCUGGGGCUCGCGUUUGACUCGCUUCCAACGGCUCCUCAUCCUCCGCUGCAUCCGACCAGACAAGGUGAUCCCGGCCGUGCAGCAGUACAUCGCUGAGGAGAUGGGCGAGCGGUACAUUGAGCCACCGCCCUUCGACCUGGCCCACAGCUACAGGGACUCGAGCCACGUCACCCCACUCGUCUUCGUGCUGUCACCCGGCGCCGAUCCGAUGGCGCUGCUCAUGCACUUUGCCGACGAGCGAGGUAUGGGAGGCUCCAAAAUCGAAACGAUAUCUCUGGGCCAAGGCCAGGGACCCAUCGCAGUUCGUAUGAUUGAAAAGGCAGCAAGCGAGGGCACCUGGGUGGUCCUGCAGAACUGCCACCUGGCCGUAAGUUGGCUAUCAGAGCUGGAGCGCAUCUGCGAGGAUCGGCUCCUGGAUCCGGACCGAACCCGAAGCGAGUUUCGGCUGUGGCUCACCAGCUACCCGAGCACGCGCUUCCCCGUCUCCGUGCUGGAGAACGGCGUGAAGAUGACCAACGAGUCGCCCAUAGGCCUCCGGGCCAACCUCCUGCGCUCUUUCCUCAAUGACCCCAUCUCCGAUCCUGCCUUCUUCAAUGGAUGCAACAAGCCCACGCCCUGGAAGAAGCUGCUGUUCGGCCUCUGCUUCUUCCAUGCACUGGUACAAGAACGUCGAACGUUCGGAUCGCUGGGUUGGAACGUUUCCUACGAGUUCAACGAGUCAGACUUGCGUAUCAGCGCACGGCAGGUUCAGAUGUUUCUCAACGAGUAUGAGGAGGUGCCGCUGGAGGCGCUCGCUUACCUGACGGGCGAGUGCAACUACGGCGGACGCGUCACCGACGAGCACGACCGGCGCCUGCUGCUGGCGCUGCUCGCCACCUUCUACUGCGAGCGCACGGUGUGCGACGACGCCUACCGCUUCUCCCCAACGGGCCGCUACGGCGCCCCGCCGGCCGGCGCAACCUACGAGUGCCACCUGGAGCACAUCAAGGGCCUGCCACUGCACGCCCACCCAGAGGUGUUUGGUUUGCACGAGAAUGCCAGCAUUACCAAGGAGCAAAAUGAGACCCAGAGGCUCUUUGAUGGCAUUCUACAAACACUGCCUCGAGAGACAUCAGGUGGUGGCAAGUCAUCUUCCGACUUUGUGCAGGAGCUUGCUACAGACAUUCUCUCCAAGAUACCCCCCAAAUUUGACAUUGAAGAAAUCAAGAGCAAGUUCCCGACCAGCUACAGUGAGUCCAUGCACACGGUGCUGGUGCAGGAGCUCGUGCGCUUCAACGGGCUCACGGGCACUGUGCGCAGCAGCCUGCGCAACGUGACGCGCGCCGUCAGCGGCCAGGCCCUCAUGUCGGCCGAGUUGGAGGACAUCUACAGCAGCAUCAUCCUCGGAAAGGUGCCUGCGAUGUGGUCUGCCAAGUCCUAUCCGUCUUUGAAACCCCUGGGAAGCUACGUGUCGGACCUGUUGGCAAGACUGCAAUUUUUCACUGACUGGAUAGAGAAGGGUGCGCCUUCCGUCUUCUGGAUCUCCGGCUUCUUCUUUACGCAGUCCUUCCUCACCGGCGCCCUCCAGAACUUCGCGCGGAAGCACAAAGUUCCCAUCGACCAACUGGGCUUCCAGUACCACAUCACCGAGCACGAGAAGCACGUGGCGGAGAGGCCUGACGCUGGCGUUUAUAUCACAGGUCUGUUCAUGGAAGGCGGGCGAUGGGACCGAGAGAAAAGAGUCAUCGGAGAGUCCCUCCACAAGAUUUUAUACGAAAGCCUUCCAGUGAUGUGGUUAAAGCCAGUGGAGAAGUCCACAACUGAAGAAACGUCAACAUACGCAUGCCCAGUGUACAAGACCAGCGCGCGGCGAGGGAUCGUCUCCACCACGGGACACUCCACCAACUACGUGCUCACCGUCAAGUUUCCCACCGACCAGCCAAGCAACCACUGGGUGACCCGUGGGGUGGCAUGCCUUUGUCAGCUCGACUACUGAGUCCCACCCGCAAGUGCCGCGCAAAAGAAGACGUUGCUGCACACAAAAUGCCCUGCGGCUGUACGUGUGACAUCCUUUGCACGAAUACAACAGUACAAACAUUCAGCAAUUUUGGAACUUUAAACAUUUUCCCAUUAUCCUUAGAAGUUAUAACACACCUUUGUGCACUCUUUAAAGAAACAGACAAAGAUACCACGUAUAGCCGAAACAGAUUGUGGGGGCAAGUGCUGUUAGCAAGCACUUCUGAAGGCCGGCACAGCACACAAGGGAGUGGGUGGCCAGCACCAUGCUCGGCCGCCUUUGUCUCCCGAGUGGCGAUAUUUACACACCGCACCAGGCACUCAUUUGAGGCUGAGUCGACCUAUGGGAGGCCCGGCACUGUUUCAAAUAGUCAUCACUGGUGUUGGCCAUGAGCGGGAAUCAAACUCAGGUCGCCGGGUUCGUAGCGCAGCACGCUAACCGCUACACUACCUCUCCCCAUAUGCACAUAUCAUUAUAAAUGGCUGUAAACACACGUUGAAUAGUGGACAUGAAACUUUCCAGCUUCACAAAAUAGGAAUUUGAAUUAAACAACAAGCCAUAUGUUAAUACAAUUCUACGAUGUGAGGAUAAGUGAAUGAGUCCCAACGCUCAGAUGACAUCUCACAAACAGUUACGCUCGCUUUGUUUACUUUGCAUGUGAGAAUGGUACGUGGCAUUAUUUUACGAUUCCUGGUCAUACAGAACAUGUGAGAAGGUGUACUGCCUAGGCCUCCUCGACACUGACUUAGGCUGACAUGAGUCCAUUAUCUGAUGUUAACAUCUGUUCUGGGGAGAUGAUGUAUGUCACACCAGCCUUACUAGGUGCUCACCAACUUCACUUGGUCCUACACCCUAUUAGGCUAAAUUUUGGAACCUUUAUUAUACGAUAAUAAUCUCAACUUGUAACACGCAUAGUGUUUGCUCACUCGGUAAGUGGGAAGGCAGCCAGGCGCUGAGCCGGCACCAAUAGUUGUCCAAGCUCUGCGGUUCCCUAUAUAUUAAGAUAUUUUCAGCCAAGUAAAUGUGUUUACAAAGUGGAAGGAAACAAGAGCACCCAGAGAAAACCCAGACGUGUGAGGGGACAACGCUCUAACGCUCUAUCCCAUGCAAAUGGAACAAGGUGGAGUCCACACAUCGACGCCCACAAGAAGGGAGUUUGACAUUUGCGUGUUCCACCAACCCUUGCCUCCACAGUGCUGGAUUACAGGCGUAUGCCACCAUUGCCCAGCUAUACACUGGUAGAAAGGUUACUGCUCACUGGAAUGGACAAACUUUAUUUUGGCCUUGAUAAUCUACCAAAGGUGUAGUUUUAUAGAUUACAACCAUGUAUUCAACAAUUGGACAGACUGAAAGGCAUUCUACAUUUUGAAAGUUACGUUACAUUUCCAUUUCUUAAUGUGGGGCAAGAAAAUAAUCGUAGUUUUGCAGCACAAUUAAACAUCCGUGAUUGCAGUCAUGCAAUAUAUCGAUGCCAGUUCUUAAGUAUAUUAUGUGAUUAAGUGUGUUUUGAAAUAGUUGUUGACAUAGAUAUUGCCGAGGGGUCCCCCCCCCCAACGCAAUAUAUGUUUGAAUUCAAUAAUGUACAGGUAAAUUAUGUAUUUUAAAAAAAUCAGUUUUCACUCGUGUAACCGUGUGCCCUUUCAAAAUAGUACAGUAUGCGAGGACUCCCCUUAUCCGCGGUGAUACGGGGGACCGGUAUCGUGGACCCUAUUAUCCACAGGGUUAUCUGCGAAUUUAUCUGUGGGGUAAAACAUUCUCAGAUAACCCCCUGGAUAGUAGGAAGAUGUAGGAUCUUGGGAAAAAUUGGGAUUUUCUUUGCGGACCCCACAACUGCUGCGGAUAACAGGAGUUGUGUAUAACAGGAUGGCGGGUAAGAGGAGUUCUGUAUAUGAAAGCAUUUGUUUACAUGUCAAUAGGAUAUCAAGAAAAGCAAGCACUUUGAAAUAAAAACAAU
Molecule: messenger RNA, 14233 nt
Organism: Lethenteron reissneri (Far Eastern brook lamprey)
Lineage: Eukaryota; Metazoa; Chordata; Hyperoartia; Petromyzontiformes; Petromyzontidae
Product: dynein axonemal heavy chain 3-like
Biological process (GO): microtubule-based movement
Cellular component (GO): dynein complex
Molecular function (GO): ATP binding; minus-end-directed microtubule motor activity; ATP hydrolysis activity
Source: RefSeq, a predicted model, not a curated record